AUGACGCAGCUCUUGCGGCGUGCUGUCUCCCAGGUAUCGCGUUCCCGUCUCCAGGCCACCGCCGCCAAUGCAGUGCUCUCGUGUACCACUUUCAACAUUCAUGCUCCAAUUUACAGGCGUCUGGGUCAUGAUGAGGAAAGCCGCGAAAGUGAAUCCCGUGAGCUUUGGCUGAGCAGGAACCAGAAAAUUCUGGACCUGCUGUUGCAGAAGAACUCGUCAGUCGUAUGUUUGCAGGAGUUUUGGCUUGCCAACGACGAGCUUGUGCAGCUGUACGAUCGUCGUCUGGGUGAUGCUGGUUACAAGACGUAUAAGCUGGCGAGAACCAAUGACCGGGGUGACGGGCUCCUCACUGCGGUGAAGAAGGAUGCACUCCGGGUGCUCGACUGUCGAGAGCUACAUUUCCACGACUGCGGUGACCGUGUCGCUCAAGUCCUACACCUGAAAUCCAACAAGGACGACCCUCGGGAACAGCAACAAGUUGUUCUGGUCAACACUCAUCUUAUCUUCCCUCAUGCUUCCAACUACAGCCUCCUGCGGCUGCGACAGGCGUAUAAAAUUCUCAAGUAUGUGGAACAGUUUAAGGACGAGCGCAGCCUGUCGCAUGCGCCGGUUCUUCUCUGCGGUGACUGGAACGGAAGCAAGCGAGGCCAGGUCUACAGAUUCUUGCGCUCUCAAGGGUUUGUGUCGUCUUACGACAUGGCACGGGACUACUGGGACAUCGAUGCAGAUGCACAUCGGUGGGUGAGUCAUCGAAACCACCUCGGGAACGUAUGUGGAGUUGACUUCAUAUGGCUGCUGAAUCCCACUCGACAGCAACCGAUCCCCCUGAGGGAGAGCUGGAAAAGAGCCGUGUUUGGCAUCAUUAAGUCGACGCUCCUUCGCGAGCAUGGCAAACAGGGGCGAGAUGCCUUCGGUUUCUUUCUGCAAGGCAAAGAGCAUGUCACUGACCAAGAUUUCCAUGCCGCAAUCAAGCGACUCGAGCUAUCCAAGGACGAGCUAGCAGAGGAGGAUCUGGAAGGCCUGUCCAGAGAAGAGGUCGAAGAGCUCAUCGUGGCUGCAGACCUCGACGCCAACGGAGUGAUCGACUACAAAGAUUUCCAAGAGACGCUGCUCAACCACGAGAAAAAGAGCUGGUUAACGAGGCUGUUUCAGGGGCUGCAUGAGACGAAGAGCCUAGUGGGAGCGGAUCUACAAGUGCAGCAUGCAUCAUUUUAUCCUCCACAAGUCGAGGAGGGGACUUGGCCCGAGAGCUAUUCACUUUCAGACCAUGCUCCCCUUACUGCUAGCUUUUGUCCCAGGCAGCCAGGGAUGUUAGCGCUGUAA
Molecule: messenger RNA, 1323 nt
Organism: Selaginella moellendorffii
Lineage: Eukaryota; Viridiplantae; Streptophyta; Lycopodiopsida; Selaginellales; Selaginellaceae
Exons: 10
Coding region: 1-1323 (440 amino acids)
Molecular function (GO): 3'-5'-RNA exonuclease activity; calcium ion binding
Source: RefSeq, a predicted model, not a curated record